This is a messenger RNA of Eimeria acervulina, 1245 nucleotides long. RefSeq lists its product as hypothetical. The transcript has 2 exons. NCBI's taxonomy places the organism in Eukaryota, Apicomplexa, Conoidasida, Eucoccidiorida, Eimeriidae. The record is from RefSeq and is a predicted model, not a curated record. The coding region runs from base 1 to 1245 and encodes 414 amino acids.
AUGUCCCUCAAUGGAGAUCCUUCUUUCAAGCGAGAGAUGCAGCAGCUGCCCCGGUGCAGCAGCGACUCAGCACCAGCAGCAGCAGCAGCAGCAGCAGGAACAGCAGGUGCGGAAGCAACAACAGCAGCACCAGCCCCUCCUCCCGAGUACUUCGAUCUCUCUCCAGCAGCUUCUCGGUGGAUGACUGACUCUUCGCCUUCUGCAGCAGCAGCAGCAGCAACAGCAGCAGCAGCUGCUGCUGCUGCAGCAGAAUAUGGCUUUGCAAUAGAUGAAGCAGCACGGGCCUGGCCUGACCUCUCCCCGAACCCUCGAGGCUCUGCUGCUGCAGCCCCACACAUGAGUGCAGCAGCAGCAGCACCAGCAACAGAACUCAGCCUUUCUGCUGCUGCUGCUCUUCGCUCGCCUGAUGAUGCUGCUGCUCCUAGUUAUGCUGCAGCAACUGUGCUUUCAUCCAGGGGCUCAGAUGAAGAGGAAUAUACAGCAGCAGCAGCAGCAGACGGCCCAUUGUCUUCGUCUCCUGCUGCACACGACACUGCAGCAGCAGCAGGAGCAGAAGAAGCAGAUGCAGCAAGAGCAGCUGCAGCAGAAAUCACACAUGAUAGACUUGCUGUAGCAGCUGAUCCAGACGAGGCAGCUGGCGGUCCUGGCCCUCAGCAGCAACAGCAGCAGAGGCAGCAGCAGCAGCAGCAGCAGCAGCAGCAAGAAUCGUCUUGCGGGAGCGUAACCACUAAUGGAGAGGCCGCCUCUGCUGCACCAUCUGCUGCUCUUGCUGCUGCUGCUGAAGCAAGGGGAAAGGAUCAAGCAGCAGAAAAAGAAGAAACAGCAGCAGCAGAUGCCACCGACGCAGCAGCAGCCGAUGCUGCAGCAGCAGCAAGAGCACAAGAAACGGGCGAGCACCCCGCUGCUAGACCCGCAGCAGCAGCAGCAGCAGCAGCUGUUGCUGCUGCAGCAGAGGAGGCUGCCCUUCCCCCCAGCAGCGACGAGUCUGCUGUUGGCGUCUGUACAGUUGAGCAGUUUGCUGCUGCUGCAGUUGUCUAUACACCUGAAGGCCCUGAAGCUGCGUACCGAUCCGCUGCAGCAGUACCUGCAGCAGCAGCAGCAGCACUAACAUCUUCGACGAGGACGGGUGCAGCUGGAUUGCUGCAGCAUCACGAGCAGCAACGCCAGCAGCAGCAGCAGCACAGCGAAGCCCUGGAGGAUAAAGAACAUCUUCUUCAUUCAUUUCUGCUGUUUCUUUUGCUGUGA